Messenger RNA from Bactrocera dorsalis (oriental fruit fly), 7253 nucleotides. It is a transcript of the gene fray, whose product is annotated as serine/threonine-protein kinase OSR1. The transcript has 2 exons. The coding region runs from base 542 to 2719 and encodes 725 amino acids. The record is from RefSeq and is a predicted model, not a curated record. NCBI's taxonomy places the organism in Eukaryota, Metazoa, Arthropoda, Insecta, Diptera, Tephritidae. Gene Ontology annotation, biological process: protein phosphorylation. Gene Ontology annotation, molecular function: ATP binding; protein serine/threonine kinase activity.
GCUACUUAUGGGCAUUUUAAACAAAAUUAUUUUAAAUGUUUGAUUACAAGGAAUCGCUAACUUCAGUCGAUUUUGUGAUUUGUGAGCGCUUCGAGAUCGCUACGCUACGCGCGCUCACACUUAGGUGCCGCGUGCCUGCCGCUACCGUUUGUCGCAUUGAAAUUCGUUUUUUUUUAUAGCCACAAGUGAAUUGAAUUGUAUAGAAAAAGUGUAUAUAAAACAGCGGGAAAAUUAAACAAUCGCCAUAAAGUUAAAUUAAAUUAAGCGAGGUUAACAAAAACACAAUCACACGCCCCUCGGUAAUUGGUACACCCACUUGCGGCAGUGUCGCGCUGGAGCAGUUUUUUGCCAGUCGCUUUGCAAAUCGGGCCACAUUGUUGUGAACACUUUUGCAGUUUGUGCGUAGUGAGUGCCGGCGCGCUUGUUUGUUGUAUCCUGCAGUGUUGAACGUGGUGUUUGGAGCGCCUGCGCGCACCGUUUGUGUUCGAAAAGCUCAACUUUGACGGGAGUGCGCUUCACAGCGCGCGCGUGUUUUGCCAAAAUGAAGUUCUUCGACGUUUUUUGCUUCAGACAAAGAGUUGCAUUCUUCGAUAAGCAAGAGGGAACAUUGACCUUCUGUCUGACAUCGAGAGGCACUGUUUCGACGACGAACAGAACAUUUCUGCCAAGUGAAACCGCUGCUGAGCCCGAGCUAAGCGCCGAUACGCCAGCUUAUUACAGAACUCGUGACGAAGACUACAAUUCAAUAAACAGCAGCAACAACAACAACAAUUACAUCUACACAAUCAAAACGCAGAAGGAAACAACUGCUGUUGUGAUUCAACAGCCAACAACCAAUAAGCCCAACACAACCAAAGCACCAAACGGCAAAGGUGUAAUUCAAACACUAAGCGUAGCAGAGCUUGCACAUCACAUACAGUUAGACGGGAAGUACCCCACACCAGCUGAACGCUUGCCCGCGCAGUCGACAGCCAAAGCCACAACCACGGCUACCUUAUCCACGUCGAAAACCACACAGAGUAUACAAAGCAAGUCGACGAAAAUGGCGUCCAGCGCGAAUUUGAACAGCACAGGUGCCGCUGCGCCACACUCCACCUCCGAGAAGCAGCCUUGGCCCAACUCGAAGGACGAUUACGAGUUGCGCGAUGUGAUCGGCGUGGGUGCAACUGCGGUCGUACAUGCCGCGCUCUGCCUGCCACGCGGCGAGAAAUGCGCCAUUAAGCGCAUCAAUCUGGAGAAGUGGAACACUUCUAUGGAUGAACUGCUCAAGGAGAUACAGGCGAUGUCGUCGUGUAAUCACGAGAAUGUCGUCACCUACUAUACAUCGUUUGUGGUGCGCGAGGAAUUGUGGCUGGUGCUGCGUCUUCUGGAGGGCGGCUCUUUGCUCGAUAUCAUUAAGCAUAGAAUGCGCACAGCGAAUUGCAAACAUGGCGUCUUCGACGAACCGACCAUUGCCACUGUUUUAAAGGAGGUACUCAAGGGUCUGGAGUAUUUCCACUCGAACGGACAGAUACACCGUGACAUCAAAGCGGGUAAUAUAUUGAUCGGCGACGAUGGCACCAUACAAAUUGCCGAUUUCGGUGUGAGCGCUUGGCUGGCGACCGGUCGUGAUCUCUCACGCCAGAAGGUGCGCCACACAUUUGUCGGCACACCGUGUUGGAUGGCGCCCGAAGUGAUGGAGCAGGAUCAUGGUUAUGACUUUAAGGCGGAUAUCUGGUCCUUCGGCAUCACUGCCAUCGAAAUGGCGACCGGCACAGCGCCCUAUCAUAAGUAUCCACCCAUGAAGGUGCUGAUGUUGACGCUACAAAAUGAUCCGCCCACAUUGGAUACUGGCGCGGACGAGAAGGACCAAUACAAAGCCUAUGGCAAGACAUUCCGGAAAAUGAUUGUGGAAUGCCUACAGAAAGAGCCCUCAAAACGACCCACCGCCAGUGAACUGCUCAAGCAUGCCUUCUUCAAAAAGGCCAAAGAUCGCAAAUAUCUUACGCAAACACUGCUCGCCUCCGGUCCAUCCAUGGAGACGCGCGUACACAAGGCUGCGAAACGACAGCCUGGCGCCUCGGGUCGUUUGCAUCGCACCGUUACCGGCGAAUGGGUGUGGUCGAGCGAAGAGGAAGACAACGGUGGUAAGCACCAUUCGUCCGACUCCGAAUCUGACGACCGACCCAUUAAUCGUCUCGAACGCGCCGAAUCGUCGGACAGCGAUCACGAUGACUAUUCAGAGACUACAGCAACCGCAACCGAACCGGCACAACAAGCGCUCGCUGUGGCGAAUGUAGCGACACCAGCGGUGAACAUACCCGCGCCGGCAGCAAAUAAUGCUCAACAACAACAACAACAACCAACAGACGCGGCGAUAGCACAGGCCAUGACAGGUGUGGCGCAAAUGCCAAUGCCUUCAGCGGUGACGGAUGUUGGCGAGGCACCGCCCGUCAAUCUGGUGUUGCGCAUGCGCAACCAACGACGCGAACUGCACGAUAUACGCUUUGAAUUUGCUGUGGGCAAAGACUCAGCCGAAGGUAUUGCCAUGGAAUUGGUCGACGCCGGACUCGUCGACGCGUUAGACACGCAACCAAUGGCCGUGCAUCUGCAACAGCUGAUCGAACAACGCGCCGCACUGAAAACCAUAACGUUCCAAUUGAACUCGGGCGUGCAGCCGGGCGAGGUGCUCGACGACCGCUCGCUGGUGGGGUACGCGCAAAUAUCGAUAACGGAUUAGGAGGAGCUGAGCGCGCCGGCCGAUUCAGCCGAAACAGCUUGAGUGUGAUGCGUUGGGCGGCAGAAUUCAAGCAUCCAGCCGCGCAUGCGUAGUUGGCACGACACAGUUUGGGGCUUACAAUUUUUACUUUUGUAAACAAUUUUGGUUGCGAACUCUUCAAAUGUAGACUUUAAAAUUGUAAUAUUUUCCUUUAAUAUUAGCCAAAAACAAAGCAAAGGCCAACGCAUAGCGUAAGCAGUGGUGUAACUGUAAAUUUUAUUAAUUUAAUAAUAAUAAUAAUAUUCAUAUUUUGGGCAUACAACUGUUUAGUUCUUAAUGUAGUCGAGCGCUUUGUUGGCAGCGAAGCGCACAGCGCGAGUUUGUGCCAAGCAGCGCGCGCAUACACACAUACACUCACACAUAAACACAAACACACACGCACGCAUAGUGUAAACAACUGAAAGUACUUACGAUUACAUAUUUUCGAUAUUUGUAAUUAUUUAUUGUAUUUUUUUAUUAUUAGCAUAAUGCGCCGCCUUUAUGCAGCCGCCUAACUCCAAAGGGAGCUAGUAAAAUACAUACUAGCAUGUAGUAUCUAAAUGGCAUAACUAUAAUUAGAUGUUUAUUUUAGAGUAAAGCCUAGCCUAGCAUGUCCUAAAUUGUAUUUCGUCUCUGUAUGCUGCAAUAAACAAUAAAAUAAAACUAAAAUUAUUAAAAAAUGAACUUAACUGGUAUCACGUGUUGAAAAAUCCUUUAAAAUAUGCUGAAAUGCUGAUAUUUUUAAUAAAAAUGCUACAUACAUACUUACAUAUAUUGUUAAUUUAUAUACGCUUAGUUUAGAAAUCAAUGUAUGUAUGUAAUUUAAUUGUCACUGCGUUGCCAACAUACUUUACCAAACAUUUUAAUUUAAUUUUUUUUUAUUACAAGAAACAAUAUAGCAAGCAAACAUGUCUAAAACAACUGAUAAAUGUCCAGAAAACAUGCUUCUGCUUUGAGAGUUGUAUUAUAAUGAAUAUGCGAACGAUGCAAGUUGACGCCUAAAAGCAGACUACACUAAAUAAAAUGCGCAAAUUUGCAGUUUUACGACAUGAAAAUGCAAUUUAACGCUGUGGCAGCCUACUAUGAAUAAAAAUAAUAAUAAAAAAACAAUAAUUAUGCAUAAAAUACAUAUAUUAAAUAAAAGAAUAUAUAUAUUUUAAAUAAAAAAUAUAAAUUUAUUAAAAAAAAUCAUUUAAGCCCCCAAUUACAAUAAAUAUAGGAAGCUCUAGUGUAGCGACAAGGUCUUCUAAAGAUUUUUUUGUCAAAGUACACGCACCACUUUUCAUACAUGCAUAAAUUACUUACUCGUAUUUAGAAAAACAAUUAUAAUAAUUAUAAUGAAAUCAUCUUAGAAGCCAGAAAAUGUUUAUAAUAGAAUUUAGUGAAUAAUGAAAAUUUGAAUAAAAAAUCAUAUUCAUACUUUUCGAAACAAUAAUUAAGUUUAAUGUAUGUACUACUUGCAUGUAUGUCUGAAUGCUAGAUGUGUAAACGUUAAAUAAUACAGCUGACGAAAUAGAAUUUGAAAAAUACAAUAAAAUAAAAAUUUAAGAUAAAAUACGCAAAGAAUAAAGUUUUAAAACAAAAUAUGCAAAGAAUAAAAAUUUAAAAAAAAAUAUACAAAAAUAAAAAAUAAAAAUUAAAAUUUUGCAAAACCACAAUAGAAACAAUACAACACACAAACAAAGUAUUUGCUGCUAAAAUAUAUUAAAUAAAAAAAAAUUAAAUCUUGUUUAAGUACAGCUGAGGCACAUGAAAAGGAAAAACACAUAAAUUCGUUGCAACGCAAAUACAAAACAUAUUUGUAAUAGUUUAGAUCAACUAUGAAAGGAAUACUUGUUCCUUUAGAACAAACAAACACACACACACACGAACAUUCAUUUGCUGUAUUGUAACCCCAAAUUGUUCAAUAGUUUGUAAAUAUUUUUAGCGCAAGUAAUGGAAAAUCAAAAAAAAAAAAUUAUACAUGCAUAAAAUGCCUUUCUUAAACCAUAUUAAAAACGCAAAAUUAAAACAAAAAUGCAUAUUUUGUUUUUUCGUUUCAUUUAUGUGCCACUUGCUUGACUUUUAGAAAAAAAUUAAUUUUUAUAAAUUUCUUCCUUUUUCCUUAAAAAAGUUAAAUUAUUUUUUCCUAAAAAAACUAAAUUAAUUCUUGAAAAAAAAAAUUAAUUUCCCUUCAGAAGAAAAUUGGUUACAAUUAAAAAAAAAAUAUUUAAAUUAUAUACAUAUUUUAAAUUUUAGAAAAAAAAUUUAAUUAAUUUUUAAAUUUUUUUCCUUCCAUUUAGAAAAAAUUAAAUAAAAUUUGAUUUCUUAAACUUUUUGUUUCCUUUAAAAAAAAAUGUAACGAAAUUUUGUUUUCACACACUUUCUUUUCUUUAAGAAAAAAAUUAAUUUAACUUAAUUUAAAUUUUUAAUUUUUCUUUUCCUUUAAGAAAAAAUUAAAUUAUAUUUGAUUUUUCAAUUUUUUGCUUUGCUUUUUAAAAAAAUUUAUUUAAAAUGAACUAAAUCCAUUUACAAAAAAUUAAGUUAAAUUAAAAAACAAAAUAAAAUAAAAAAAUUAAUUAAAUUAGAUUACAAAAAAUUUUUCUUUCCCUUUGGAAAAAUAAUCUAAAUUUGAUAUUCCAAAUUUUGUCUUUCCUUAAACCUUAAUUUUUUACAUUUUUUCUUUUCUUUUAGAAAAAAGGAAUGGAAUUUUAUUUCCUUCCAUACUUCCCCUUUUUGGAAAAAAAUAAAUUUAAUUUAAUUUUUAAAUUUGCCUUUUCUUCAAAAAAAUUAAAUGAUAUUUGAUUUAAAAAAUUUUUCAUUAUUCAUUUCUUCGAAAUUGCAUUUUAAUUUAUCCGUUUCUGUUGGGCUUUGUAGCAGAACCAGGUUUGUACUAUCGUUUUCUUUGCAUUGGCUAUACCGUUAUAGUAGUUUGUUUGUCUUUUAAUGCACAACAUCCUAUUGAAGGACUUUUUAGGCGAGACAAUCGUUUAUUUUUCUCCGCCUGAGUGUAUUUGUAUGGCCUCACAUGGAAAAUAUAGAUUUUUUAAUUUUAUUUUCUUUCGUAUAUUGAUAAGGUUUUCUAAUUGACAUUGACUGUGCCGUUAGCCAGAAUCAAGUAUAUUACUACUAUCACAACCCCAGAGAGAUACAGGAAACUUCAUUAAAUAUAAUAUUUGCCAUAAUAAAUUGUCACGGCGCUUAAUUAUGUAGGCAUCGACCUACAUACAUAUAUGUUGACAUAAUCGUGCAUGCGCAUGUUGUUUUUGUUGUUAUCGAAAAUAUUCCUUUGUCAAUUGUCGAAAGCCGCCGAAUAAAUCCAGUUCCGCACCGAUUUCGUUUACUAGCACUUUGGUAGAUUCUAAUGGCUCAAAAUCUUCUCCUUCUAAUUAUACCUUUGUAACAUCCAGGAGGAAACGUCCGCAACCCUAUGAAGUAUAAAAUAAUUGAGCAGUCGAAUUAUCCAUGUCCGUCCGAAAUUUUGCACAAGUCAUUUACUCCCAAAGAAGCUAUUCAUUUGUAGAAAUCGCUGAUAGCGGACGGCUAUAGCGCACAGCUGUCAUACAAACUAAACGAUCAAAAUUAAGUUCUUGUAUGGAAAGUUUUUAGUUGUGAAGUGUAUUAUAGCUCCGAUAAAACCGAAGUUAACGUUUUUCUUUUCAAAUAAACGUAUUAAAUAAAGCGAUUCUUUUGGAAUUGGAAGUAUUAAAUAUUUUUGCAAUUAGCACUUUUUAAAAAAAUUUUAAUUUUUUUAAUCACAAACACCAUAGGUUUACUGUUACAAUUCGGAAAUCCAAACAACCAGUAUUUCACCAACUCGCAAAUACGUACUUAGAAUUCUUCCAUUUUAUUCGAUUGCUUAAUUUAGGCCUUAAACUCCAACACUUAUAAUAUCUACACAUACACACACAAAUUAGCUUAAAGUUCACAUCGAAAUUUUAUAUAGAAGAGAGUGCUCUCUAGACGAAAACUUAGAAUUGCGAAAGGUAAAAUUGCAAAUUAUACAUACAUACAUACAUACAUAUAUAUGUAUAUACACACGUUAUGUAUUUGUGUACAUAAUUUGCGUACAUAACGAUAGUUUGCCUUAGGGAAGAAUUGAGUGCUACACUUAAAAAAAGAAAAAAAUACUAUUAUAGCAUAGAAUCAUAGACUUGUAAAAGUUUUAAGCAAAUGCAUGCAAUUACUAUAGAUUUAGUUUGUUUCAAGUAAAACUAAACUAAAAGUGACUUCAGCGAAAAUUUUACUAACUCUGUACGCUUUUUGGUAGAUUAUGACUUUUUUUUUAAUUCGAUUAAUUUGAAAGCUUUUGAAACUGUUCCAGUGAAGUUUUAUAUAAGAUUACAUCACAUUUAAAUUUUAAUAAAUCCCAAGCUAAAAGCAAACAAAAACCUUUUGUUUUAUAUAUUUGAGCACAACAUUAUAUUUAAGUCAAAAUGUUAAAAAAGGAACAAUAAUUUCAAAAACUUUUUUAAGUUAAGUUUUAGUACUCCUCAAAACUAAUAUACAAUUUUUAAUUACAAUUGUAUAUUUUUUU